Messenger RNA from Plectropomus leopardus (leopard coralgrouper), 1673 nucleotides. RefSeq names its product fatty acid desaturase 6 (gene fads6). Gene Ontology annotation, cellular component: membrane. NCBI's taxonomy places the organism in Eukaryota, Metazoa, Chordata, Actinopteri, Perciformes, Serranidae. Gene Ontology annotation, biological process: lipid metabolic process. The record is from RefSeq and is a predicted model, not a curated record. Gene Ontology annotation, molecular function: oxidoreductase activity, acting on paired donors, with oxidation of a pair of donors resulting in the reduction of molecular oxygen to two molecules of water.
GAAACGAGGAGGAAACGGGGAGAUGAGGAGGGUGCACGAGGCUCUUGAAGCAGCAGGAAGGGGGCUGGGCCUCUCUGACAAUGCCUCGCGCCAGUAAGGACUUUCGCAAUGCUAACUUUGACCCGUGGACUCGGUGCUCGGGGUCCGCGUGCAGGAGGACACACACACCGCGAGCUGAGGCCGCUCCGCUCAUCACAGGAGCCGACAUGCAGAGAGGAGGAGACCGAAGCACGGAGGAGAUGUCGGUGCGGAGGCUGAAGGCGGGAGGAGGCGAGGAGGAGGAGAAGGAGUCCCUGAUGAUGGAGCUGACGAGGCUGGUGCAGAAGAUGGUGAAGGAGAGCAGCUGGUGGGAGAGGAGGGGGAUCGACUGCAGCAUCCUGACGGCAGCGUUUCUCUGUCUGCCUCCCGCCUUCCUGCUGCUGGGCUCCUCUCGGCUCCUGUGGUUUUCGGCGGGCAUGCUGCUGAUGGGCGUGGCUCAUGCAGUCAUCACCGUCAAAGGGACCCAUCUGGCGAGCCACGGGUCGCUGAGCGAGUCGCAGGCCUGGGGGAAGUUCUGGGCCGUCUUCUUCAUCGAGAUCUGUGGCUCAUUCUCGGCGCAGGCCGGCGUUCACGGCCACAUUAAGAUGCAUCACGCUCAUACUAAUGUCAUUGGACUGGGGGACUCCAGCGUGUGGAAGGUCCCCUUCCUGCCUCGCACUGUCUACCUGUUCAUAGCUCCUCUGGCCGUGCCCAUCAUCACGCCACUCGUUGCACUCGCUCAUCUCAGAGGACACUCGCUGUCUCUGGUGGUCAGGACGGUCCUGAUGGUAACGCUGGGCCUGUACUCACAGUACUGGCUGCUGAUCCACGUCUCCGGCUUCCUGUCCCCUCUCAGCGCUCUGCUCUGCAUGCUCGUGUGCAGAGGAAUGUUCUCCGUGCCGUACAUCCAUGUCAACAUCUUCCAGCACAUCGGCCUCCACAUGUUCUCUCCGACCCGCCGUCCAAAGAGGAUCUACCAGAUGACCCACGGAGUCCUGAACCUGCCCCGUAACCCGCUGCUGGACUGGCUGUUUGGACACUCCCUUAUCAACUGUCACGUGGAGCACCACCUCUUCCCCUUCCUGUCUGAUAACAUGUGUCUCAAGGUGAAGCCCGUCGUGUCCAAAUAUCUGACAGAGAAGAAGCUCCCGUACCAGGAGGACAGCUACCUGUCCCGCCUGCGCGUCUUCUUCCACAGAUACCAGGAGCUGAUGGUGUUUGCUCCGCCCAUCACAGAGCUGGUGGGAGUGCAGUGACGAAAAACCGCAGAGACGUAAGACUGCUGCUCCGAAACACGAGCUUCGGUGUUUAAAGUGACACGUUCCAGGUUUGAUCUGUCCCGAACACACGACGGAUCUUAAUCAAUAACGUUUUAAAGAUUUAUGUGGUUUAAUGUUCGAGGCUGAAUUAAUAAUUACAUGAAAUUAUUCUAUGUACUGAAUGAAUGUUGUGCACUUUUAGGGGGGAGUUUGAUAAUUAGCACAAAUUUAAGCACUCGACCAAAAGCUCACAUGAUUUAACUCUUUGAAACCUGAGCAAACUGAUUUCAAAAACAUGGGAAGACAAAAGAAAAAAAAAAAAAACAAAAUUAGCAAGAAAUUAGAAAAAAAGUACAAGAAAAAUACCUGAAAAUUAUCGUUUUUAAACAAGAAUAG